Solea solea (common sole) is the source of this 1800-nucleotide messenger RNA. It is a transcript of the gene fsaf1, whose product is annotated as chromosome 17 C1orf131 homolog. NCBI's taxonomy places the organism in Eukaryota, Metazoa, Chordata, Actinopteri, Pleuronectiformes, Soleidae. The coding region runs from base 115 to 888 and encodes 257 amino acids. The record is from RefSeq and is a predicted model, not a curated record. The transcript has 9 exons.
UUCCGCGGUUUGUUGUCAUUCAUGCCGCUGUUAGAGACCGCAUUGAAUGCAGUUUUUUAGCUGCUGUUUUUACAAUUUUUUUGUCGUGAAGUUGCUCUUUAAAUUUAGCUUGAAAUGAGCUCAAAGGUAAACGGUGCGAAAGACGAAGAUUCGUUGUUUAUUGAACAAUUGUUGGACACGUUUUACGAGUAUGAUAAUGGACCAGCAUCAAAGUGUAAGAAGCUCAAGUCACAGAAGAGUAAAAAACGAAAACAUCAAGAGGAAGAGGAGGAAGCGUUUAGUACAGUUAAGGAUAUUUGCAAGGACACUGAUGACCAGAGAGAAGAAUCUACAGGCGCUGAACAGCAUCAACAUCCAAAGACUGAGCAAACAGGUUCAACCACCGAGCAGGUGAAUCAGGUGCAAGUAGUGACAUUUCAGGAUCCCAGAAAGAAACUGAAAGCCAAGCGCACUCCAGUUGCCAACACGAUACCCGCCGCUCAGUCUACAGAAACGAUGAAGAAUAGCGAUCAGCUGGAGGGAAUCAGUUUGGAAAAGGCUCGUCUGGAAGUCCAUCGAUUUGGAAUCACAGGCUACAAGAAGGAGCAGCAGCGAGUCUUCGAGCAGGACAGAGCAAUCAUGCUGGGAGCCAGACCUCCCAAGAAGGAAUACGUCAACUACAAGAUGCUGCAGCAGCAGAUCAAAGACAAGAAGCAGAAAGUAAAGGAGGAGGUUGACCCGGAGUUGAAGAAAAAGAAGAAGAAGCCAAAUAAUCAAAAAGACAAGAAGAAGGUGUCGUCAGGUUCUGGCGCAGGCCCCUCGGGUCAGGUGGGGCGCUUCAAGAAUGGCUUGUUGGUCCUGAGCUCCAAGGAGAUCCAGAAAAUCAAAGGCACCAGGGGAAGGAAAUAGGUUUGUGGUGGUUUUACGUGAGCGACAGUGAUGGAUAAACACUAGGACACCAGAGGAAGGACCUUACAGCUCACUGCAGGACAGAUUUGAAGAGGAAAUGAACGAUCAAGCUGAUUUCCUGACCACAAGUCACUGACCUGCAGUGAAAUAUGACGCGGUGUUAGCGGGUGACAGACUGCAGAGUCAGUAUAUUGAUCUGCACAUUGGGGUCCCCGAGCGUCCACUGCGGCAGCGCACAUGAAACCUGGAGACUUUGUUGAAUCAUAUUCCAUCACAAUUUAUUUAUUUUGUCUUUUUAUAAAUGACCACAAAAAAGAAGUAAUUUUGCGUUUCUGCUGCUUUUGAAAAGUAGAUACAAUGCAUUUCUCAUAUACAAACCAUGUAGUCGUACAAAACAUUUACAGAGAGAGAGAGAGAGAGGAUCAUAGCAAGACAGAUGGAGGGUUUUUUCUUUUCUUUUCUUAAAGAAAUGUACACACAAGUCCUGGCAGACAUUUUCAUGAAGAGACACACACACACAAAGCAGUUUUUCUUAAAUAACCUUUGUUUACACAGUUUCCUGAAGCUGUGUCUUUGUUGUAAACAUUAAAAUCUCCACAGAAACCUUUUUUUGUUGUUGUUGUUGUUGUAUGUAUGGCGUUGACAACAAAACCAGGACCUGUGAUCUGACAGUGUUGAGCGGCUGACUGAGGUCACAAAUCCUCACUCCGUCUCCGUGAAGCAGCUUUGUUGUUUUUAUACAUUUCAAAAAAAAGAAGAAUGUGAGGAGAUUCUGAGGCUCAUCCACGGCACACCACACAUUAAUAUGUGUUCAAACCAAUUUUAUUUUCUAAAUAUGUGGUAUUUAGAACCUUUUGCUGACGACAUUGUAUAAAAAGUAAAAUUAAUAUGUAAUUAAAUAUAUUUACAUAA